AUGUCUGCAUCUACUGCAGAUAUCCUUAGGGUACGGGAUGAGUUGCGGAGGCUCAAUUUGAACCCGGAACCCCAACGUGGGGCCUUUGCUGCAAGGAGCUCAGGGUUAAAGUUUGAUGUGAAGAAGGCGACUGCGUUAGCGAAGCGAUUCAAAAAUUACUCCGCCGAGGCGUCGGAAAAAACAAUCUUGAUGCAGCUUGACACUGUGAGCUUUGGUAUGUUUAUUUCCGAGGCGGCUCACGGUGUCGUGCAGUCGCUUGGUCAUGGGACAAGGAUGAAGCCAGCGGAUGCCCAUUCGCUAGCUGUAGUCUGCUCCGAGGUGCACCAGCGCUACGGGGAGUUCUGGCCCUCGGUCCUGAAAGAGUUGAAGGAGAAUGUUGAAACUAUUGUGGACGCCGCGGCACUCAAGGCAGCCGUGGAACGCAUUGAGGAAUAUGCAUUAGCGACGGUGUCAACCGCUGGAGAAGGAGCUGCGCCUUCAGCAAUGACAGUAGCAUCCUCGGGGUCUUCUGUACCUCCGUCUGCCGCAGCCAAAAACAGCCUCCCGACGUCAUCAGUUAAGUCGCCUGUGGAUGAAUUUAAUCGUCUGCGCUUGGUCACUAAGGUGUUUUGUGAGUGGUGGCUUGUGGGGCUUUUUUCGGAUGCUAAACCGGUGCUGAACCUCUUGAAGUUACUGUACAAGCUUGCGGAGAAGCGGGCGGGAGCGCCAAAUACCCCUCUAGCCGUCGCGACAGUUCUCUCGAUUACGGUUCUUGUGGUACGCGAAGUAGGCAUUGAAAUACUUGGUAACGAGAAUGCAGCGUUGUCGUGCCUUUUCCCCGGAAACAGGGAAAGUGCAAAGGGCCCAGAGGGACUUCGUGAGCUCAUGGGACGCUGUGGGGUGUUGACAACUGACGAAAACACGGAGGAGGAGAGGAUGACAAUGCUCCUGCUUGGCCCCGUGGGAGCUCGGUUGACGUUCAACGCCACAACCAAAGUGGUUGGACUGGUGGAAGAUGCGGUGGCGCAUCAGGCAGAGGAGGCAAGCUGGGCGAGGUUGUGCGAAAUCCGCAACUCUUCAGCGGUAAACUACAGCAGAGAUGUGGAAAAACGCCAGUUCAUUGGGCUCGUUCUAGCCACUGCGAAGGCAGGUCUUAGAGCUUAUACACAAGGUAAAAACGAGAUUGAGAAGUGGUGGCGCUCCUUAAAUGAUCCGGCUGAACUCCGCGGGAGAAAUACACGCUUUAAUGUGGAUGAGGCACGGUUUCGUUUGCUUCAGGAGCACGUAGAACGACUGUUUGUGGUGUGUGAUAACUUGCUUGGCAUGCUGGGCUUUGUCGCCCCGUUGCCCAUCGAUCUCUCGAUUGUUGAACAAAAGGAGGAAGUUGACGCGGUGCGGAUUUCAGUAAUUCAAAAAUUCCGCCCCAUUGUGGGGGCGGAGACGCUGAAUCGCUUUGAGAACGAUGAACAGCGGAUAUUCUACGAGUAUGUUCCGGAACUCGAGGCGUUGUCGAAUGAUGCACUCCUGUUGUCGUUGGCUGCCGAAAGGGCGAACUGGGACUUGUUCUCGCGCCACAGGGCCAGUGGCGGGGCGACUGCGUCACCGUUCGUACCGGCUUUGUCUGCUGUGGCACUUGGGGCGGCUGGUGGGGGCGGCGAUGCCGAAGGCAGUGAGGAGGACUUGAUGGACGACGAAGUGGAGGUUCAGACGACGGCUGACGCCGUCGAGGAAGGCAAGUAUCAAAAUUGCACUGAGGCCGUGGCAUUAAUGAAGCGUCGGCGACUUCGCCUGGCUAAAUUGGCCGUCCCUGCGGCGCUGUUUGAUGACUAUGCGGCAGUAUUGAGGUUGCUGGAGGAGCUUGAGCGGUGCGCCAGUGCUGCUAUGGUGGAUGAAUGGUGCGAACGGUUUGUUGGGGAGGCACUUCAGCCGCUUCGUCGUUCAUCGGAGAACUUUGUUGGGGCUGCACUGUUCUUCACAAACUGUCGAAUGCUAUUGACGCUGGAGUUGCGUCACUUUUCGCGCUUCCGCCACCCUGAACAACUUCCAUUUAUGGCUCGCUGUGCCGCAAUCCUUCAUCAGUACUUUCCUGAUGUUGGGGAGUACCUUGGUACAAAGCUGGAGGCGCAGUGGAGACGAGAGUAUACAGCUGCCACCUUGACAAGAGAGACAGACACCUCAUGCAGCACAUGGAGCGAUGCGGUGUUGCAGCGUCGGUGCACUGCCACCGUGCGGUAUCUGUGUGAGUUGAUGAAGUUUGGAAGUAUUCCACCUAGCCGGGUGUUGAACGUUUUGAAUGUUGCGAUGGAGGAACUGAAGCGGCCCUGCAGUGUAGCAACCAUUGCUGGCGCCAUUGAGCACGGUGGCCUUUUCUUGGUUCGCAACCACUUGACACGUCGAACGGCGGAUAAGUUAAUUAAAAAACUUAAGAGUGCGAUGCAGGAGGAGGCAGUGAGCGAAGAGUCCUCACACACAAUCACAAAGGCGUUCACCUUCUUGCGAUCUGCACCUCCUGCAUCUGUUGUGAGUUGCCGUGUUGCCCCGGAAGAGCAGACCCCACUGGCGAAGUAUGUGCAGUAUCUGCUGCAUCGUAUCUUGUCCCCGACGAACUAUAACUUUGUGCGGAGGGAGCUGCUUAAGAUGCCAUGGAAUGAAGCUGAAAGUCGGGAAAUGCUUAUUCGAGCGCUGCGUGGUGCACACCAGGUGAGUUGGGAUGCCAUUCCAUUUCUGGCCGACUUCUUGGCCGUGCUCUCCCAAGCGGGCUGCAUCCAGGUAGUGCAGCGUAUUCUGCACGAGAUUGCAGAGGACAUGAGGCGUGACUUGGAGGUCGGCAGCGCAGUCACGAGACGUGGUCAUGGCGAUGUAACGAACCAUCGGAUGACCUCCGGUGCCCAUCUCCCAUACCGCCCUUUGCAGUGGCGCCUGGUUGACUGUUUUUAUGUUGCCAACUUCUACCGUGUUCGGUUGGUGUCUUUCCGGUUUGUGGUCCACCUGUUGCUGCUACUGCUGCAAUACUUUCCUCUUGCCACACCUCACUGCAAUGACUACAGCCGCCUGCAGUGCUCGGUUACCCUGCUUUGGGAGUGCCUCCCGUAUCUUCCUUGGGCCGUAAGUACAGGUGCUCUCACUGGGGGACGGUCUCGCGCAUUAAGAGCCAUGGAACACCUUGACAGUCUGCAUCAGCUGCUUCGAAAGCUCAUGUCACUACUAUUUCUUUACCGAUUUAGCCUUCCAGAGACGCUGCCUUUGCAACUGAAGCUUAGGCUCAAGGAACUCGUGGAGGAGCUUGGCAACAAACUGCACCGAGAUGCGGCCCAGCGGGAGGGAUGGGAGAUGCUCUACAAGCAAGAGAAAUCUGAGGUGAAGUUGAAGGAGCAAACAACAGAGGACCCACAAGAGCGCGGCCCUGAGCGGGAGGGAACAUCAUCGCAGAUGUUGAGGUUUCCGGAGACAAUGGCAGAAGCCGAAACGUACGCCAAGGCUGUAGCGGAAGAAACUGUGUUUCCUGCCAAUACGUGGUAUGAAAAAACCUACAAGGCCUUUCAAGACUGUCAAACUGAUGGUCCUUUUUUUCGUCUUUUUCCUAUAGGCGAACAAGAUGAGCCACUGGUCCGUACACCGGAGUCUGCGCAAACUCACAACGCCGAUAUGGAGGACACCAUACCGGCGUCGAUGGACCUCCUACCCGAAGAGUUGGAGCACGCGGACGAGGUUUCCACUGAAAAUGACAGUGAUACAGUGGAGGAUGAAAAUUCCACGCAUCAGAUCAUCAUUAAUAGGAGUUGCAGUGGUGUGGGAAGCAUAAGCAGCUCUAGCUCCUACUAUUAUGAGAGCGCUAGUGAGCGCGACAGCAAGUGCGAAAAUGUUGCAACACCACUCACCUCUGCUUCUCUGUCGGAGGUAACUUCCACAGACGAGGAGGAAGAGGAGGAAGAAGAGGAGGAAAGUGAAGCAGAGGAGGAAGAAGAAAGUGAGGCAGAGGAAGAAGAAGAAAGUGAGGCAGAGGAGGAAGAAGAAGAUAAUGAGUUUGAAGAAGGCGGUAUUUUUGCUGCAGCAGAAACACUGCGACUUAGGCUUGAGGAAGCCAAUCUUGACGGCGAGCUGCGUAAACUCAUGUCGGAAAACCCCAGAGAGGCCAUGGGAACUGCCGUUGCUUCCGCAGUCGCGAGGGGCAUUCCCGCAGAGCGUCUCAUGGAGCAGGACCUGGCGAUAGGUAUGCGAAUGCAUCGCCAGCAGCGGCGUAAUUGCACGCAGAAAGGUCCCCUAGCGCCUGAACUUGAAUCGCAGAAAGAGGAGCCGGUGCAGGCGGUGCAUUUCACGCUGCUGCGGCGCCCUCCGCCUAACAGUUCGACCGCUGGGAAGUUGGGGAGUGUGGGCGUAGCUGCUGUUUCUACCGCUAGUACUCCUCACUCCACGGCAGUUGCGUCAGCCAACGUGAUGAAAGUAAAUAAUGUUGCUGUUCUUAGCAUUCCCCGCUGCACAGAAUUUGCUCGGAAUGCUUUGGUGUCACAAGAGCAUUAUCGACGGCAACAAGAAGAACUACGAGAGAUCACUCGGCGCAUCAAUCGCAUGCAAGAAGAAGAGACAAGUGCCCACGCUCUGAAGCCAAGGGUCUCACGGUAG
Trypanosoma rangeli is the source of this 4599-nucleotide messenger RNA. Its product is annotated as ARM repeat-containing protein. Bases 1 to 4599 code for a protein of 1532 amino acids. NCBI's taxonomy places the organism in Eukaryota, Euglenozoa, Kinetoplastea, Trypanosomatida, Trypanosomatidae. The transcript has a single exon. The record is from RefSeq and is a predicted model, not a curated record. Gene Ontology annotation, biological process: nuclear-transcribed mRNA catabolic process, nonsense-mediated decay. Gene Ontology annotation, cellular component: cytoplasm; exon-exon junction complex.